GAUUUCUGUGCUGAUGAGCCCAGUGCGGAGAUCUAUUGGCUGCCGGCUUUGUAAAUUUCAUUCAGUUUGGUCCAAUAGCAGAGGGAGAGCUCUGAGACAGCAGGACCUGGUUUCUCAGUCUCCCUUUUCCCCUCAAACCCUGUCUUUCUCCCUGUCUCCAUCUCCGGGUACUGAGCUCCUAUGCAGUCUCCAGCUCUGUGCCUCCUGCCCCAAUUCUGAUUUUAUUUUUCUUCUUCCUUUUUCUUGCUGGCCACUGACUUUCCAGAGCAGAAACGAGGAAUUCCCUCCGGAUUUCGGUGUCAUCUGUGGUCCUCACAUUCCUUUGGAUAAGCAGACCUUGCUGGUGUGUGCACAUCCUCCUGAAUCAUACUCCUGGAAAAAUCUGGAGAAGUGAAGAGAACUCUCGCUGCCAAUGUAACCAUGGACCGCCAAGGUUGUUUCUUAACCAACUACCCCGGGGCAAGUUGGAAUGGCUGUGAAGAUCUCCAUGAAUCCCCAAGUCUGCAGCAGUAAAGAUGAAAUUACAUGGAGAAGCUUAUUUGAAACAUUAUCAUAGUGUGGAAUAGCUCUUUCUUAGCUUCCACUUCGAUUCCUCAAGAGGGAGCAAUGUGCUGAGAUGGAAAAAGUAACCAAGUAGCUAUCCCUGGAGUGGUUGGAAAAGGCGCUGUGUCCUCAGGACUACGGAAUGGGCGCUUUGGAGUUUUCAUAAGGAGUCCUGGACCGCAGGAGGUGUUGGAAGGUUGCCCCCGCGCUCCGGAGCACUGCAGUUGGAGGCAUCUGGUGGCAGGAUUGCAGAGGGAUCCUCUUGAGCCAUGGAUUGCCAUGAAAAGCACCACCCUGCUUCGUAACAUGCGGCUCUGUCUAUGAGCACUGAGAGAGGCCUUCUCCCCGUGUCCUUGGUUUCUGGGUGUUCUGCUCCCUUGACUUCACUCUGUUCCUAGCGCCUGGCCUGGCACCCGCCUUUGGCUUUGCUCCUCUGGAGCCCUCUCCCUUGGACACCUGCACAUGUGGAAGAGAACAAUGUCGAGGCCCAGGGGACUCUUAUGGCUCCCGUUGUUUUGCACCCCUGUCUGCGUGAUGGUCAGCUCCAAGGUUCUCCUGUGGGUAACAGCUCUCUCUGUCAAGUUCACGCUGACUGACAGCCAGGCACAGUACCCAGUUGUCAACACAAAUUAUGGCAAAAUCCGGGGGCUAAGAACACCACUGCCCAAUGAGAUCUUGGGUCCCGUGGAGCAAUACUUGGGGGUGCCCUAUGCCUCGCCUCCCACAGGAGAGAGACGGUUUCAGCCUCCUGAGCCUCCAUCCUCAUGGACUGGGGUUCGCAAUGCCACUCAGUUUGCAGGUGUGUGCCCCCAACAUCUGGACGAGAGGUCUCUGUUGCACGACAUGCUGCCCAUCUGGUUUACAGCCAAUUUGGAUACUUUGAUGACUUACGUACAAGAUCAAAACGAAGACUGCCUUUACUUGAACAUCUAUGUGCCCACUGAAGAUGGAGCCAACACAAAGAAAGUCGCAGAUGAUAUAACCACUAAUGAUCGAGGUGACGAUGAAGACAUCCAUGAUCAAAACAGUAAGAAGCCAGUGAUGGUCUAUAUCCAUGGUGGAUCCUACAUGGAAGGCACCGGAAACAUGAUAGAUGGGAGCAUCCUAUCAAGCUACGGGAAUGUCAUCGUCAUCACCAUUAACUACCGCCUGGGCAUACUGGGGUUUUUGAGCACCGGGGACCAGGCAGCGAAAGGUAACUAUGGACUCUUGGACCAGAUCCAAGCCUUGCGGUGGAUCGAGGAGAAUGUGGGAGCCUUUGGUGGUGACCCCAAAAGAGUGACCAUCUUCGGGUCAGGGGCCGGAGCCUCCUGCGUCAGCCUGCUGACAUUAUCGCACUAUUCGGAAGGUCUCUUCCAGAAGGCCAUCAUCCAGAGCGGUACGGCCCUGUCCAGCUGGGCAGUGAACUACCAGCCUGCCAAAUACACUCGGAUGUUGGCAGAUAAAGUGGGCUGCAACAUGCUAGACACCACGGACAUGGUGGAAUGCCUGCGGAACAAGAACUACAAAGAGCUCAUUCAGCAAACCAUCACCCCCGCCACCUACCACAUCGCCUUUGGGCCCGUGAUCGACGGGGACGUCAUCCCCGAUGACCCCCAGAUCCUCAUGGAGCAGGGCGAGUUUCUUAACUACGACAUCAUGCUGGGGGUCAACCAAGGAGAAGGGCUGAAGUUCGUGGACGGCAUGGUGGACAACGAGGACGGCGUGACCCCCAACGACUUCGACUUCUCCGUGUCCAACUUCGUGGACAACCUCUACGGCUACCCCGAGGGCAAAGACACCUUGAGGGAGACCAUCAAGUUCAUGUACACAGACUGGGCAGACAAGGAGAACCCAGAGACACGCCGGAAGACCCUGGUGGCCCUCUUCACCGACCAUCAGUGGGUGGCCCCCGCCGUGGCCACGGCCGACCUCCACGCCCAGUACGGCUCGCCCACCUAUUUCUACGCCUUCUACCACCACUGUCAGAGCGAAAUGAAGCCGAGUUGGGCAGACUCCGCCCACGGGGACGAGGUCCCCUACGUCUUUGGCAUCCCUAUGAUUGGUCCCACGGAGCUCUUCAGCUGUAACUUCUCCAAGAAUGACGUGAUGUUGAGCGCCGUGGUCAUGACCUACUGGACCAACUUUGCCAAGACUGGGGAUCCCAACCAGCCCGUUCCCCAAGACACCAAGUUCAUCCACACCAAACCCAACCGCUUCGAGGAGGUGGCCUGGUCUAAGUACAAUCCCAAGGACCAGUUGUACCUGCACAUCGGUCUGAAACCCAGAGUGCGUGAUCAUUACCGGGCCACCAAAGUGGCUUUCUGGCUCGAGCUGGUCCCCCACCUGCACAACCUGAACGAGAUAUUCCAGUACGUCUCCACCACCACGAAGGUGCCCCCGCCAGACAUGACAUCUUUUCCUUACGGCACUCGCCGUUCUCCGGCCAAGAUCUGGCCCACCACCAAGCGCCCGGCCAUCACCCCGGCCAACAACCCGAAGCAGGCCAAGGAGCCUCACAAGCCGGGGCCCGAGGACACCACUGUGCUCAUCGAAACCAAGAGGGAUUACUCCACCGAGCUGAGCGUCACCAUCGCCGUGGGGGCCUCCCUGCUGUUCCUCAACAUCUUGGCCUUCGCGGCCCUAUACUACAAGAAGGACAAGAGGCGGCACGAGACGCACAGACGGCCCAGCCCUCAGAGGAACACCACCAAUGACAUCGCCCACAUCCAGAACGAAGAGAUCAUGUCCCUGCAGAUGAAGCAGCUGGAGCACGACCAUGAGUGCGAGUCCCUGCAGGCCCACGACACCCUGCGGCUCGCCUGUCCCCCGGACUACACGCUCACGCUGCGCCGGUCUCCGGAUGACAUCCCGCUCAUGACCCCCAACACCAUCACCAUGAUCCCCAACACACUGACGGGCAUGCAGCCGUUGCACACGUUCAACACCUUCAGCGGGGGACAAAACAGUACAAAUUUACCGCACGGACACUCCACCACGAGGGUAUAGUUUUGCGGUACCCUUCAGGUCCCUGCAUCCUUCCCUCCACCUGCGCUGCCCCCUCCCGUCCGUCCGUCCUCCCUUCUGCAGACACGAGGAGGCGCAGAAAGACACAUCUGCACCUCCAUCAGGAGAGCUUUUCCUGCUCAGCACCUCACCGACAGAGGAUGACAACUCCAGCCACAGGGACGGUCGGUCAUCCGGACCCCCAGACCCUUGACCUAGACAUUUCUCUGACCUGGGGGUUCCACUUCGCACCCUACGAAAUGUGAAAAGCCGACAUUUCUCUGACAGCACUGCUUUAAGGUUUCUCACCCCUCCCCCAAGACCUCUCCCCUCGACAGAACAUCCCCGUCCAAGGAUUCAGAUCUUUCUGGCGUUAACGAUGAGCAGUUCACACUUCUGGAACCCAGCCAGGGACAUCUGAUUUUUUUUUUUAAUUUAACAAAAAUUACAAUUGAAAAAAAAUAAGUUCUUUACGUGGCAUACCAUGGGUGGCUCAAAACAAGCAAAGAGAGUGUCUAUGUGUUCUUUUUUUCACACAGCAUACAUCAAGAGUUGUAAUCCAGAGAGAAGGAAAAAAAAGUAGAAUUUUAUUAUUAAAAUAAAAGACUUGACUAUGCUGGAAAAAAAAAAUCCUAUCAGAUUCUGUGCAAAGAGGUGUUUUGCCAGCCUGAACGAUAUUUAAGAAAUCUUGUAAAAAUAAAAAAAAAGAAAUUGUAUAUAGUUGUGAGUUUAAACAACACACACACACACACACACACACACGGAGGGGGAACAAAAGAAAAAAAAAGCUUUCAUUGAUGUUUUCAGUUUGGAAGAGCUUUUAGCAAGGUUGUGAUUUUUCAUUGUGUUCUGAAUGUAUAUAAAUAUAAAUAUAUAUAUAUAUACAUUAGUCAAACCACCUCUGUUUCCUCCCCAGCAAAAACAAGCAAACCCACAAAAAACAACACUCUGGUUCUUCAUGCUUUGUGGUUAAAGAAAAAAAAGAAGGGAUUUUUCGAGUUCUUUUCAUUUGUGAGACGACGUGGCAUCAGAAGGGAAAAACCCAGGCUGCCCUCCCGUCUGUCCGUCCAUCCAGCUUGCCUGUGUCUCCUUUCCCAGGUGUGCAAAACGCACAAGACAGAAGCCUUCUUAGGGAGACUGUUGUGUUUAUUAUCCCCCUCCCCAAAACUUAUUUUCUGGUGUGGUCAGCCUUCCUGAGAUCACCAUGCAAAAUUGGUUCCCCUGAGUUGAGUGUUCAUUAACGCAUGUCAAAUUCAGGGACACAUGCGGGCAGCCAGCAAGGAGACAGAGAAAAACCCCAAACACAGCGUGAUACAAGUCUCAUUCUGUAAUCCUGGCCUUUUGCAUAUAUUUAGGAAGAGUUCCUUCCCAUCCUAGGAUGUUGCCAAAAGGGAAAGAAAGCUUGUCUUUAGAGGGCUUGUGCCUCUUGUGGUCAAUACGGCUUUGUGUCCUACUACAGCUGCAGAGGCUGAGGGUUUGGGGUUACCUGCUUAGCGUGAAUAAUCAGCUCAGAGGGAGGAGAUGUGCUUUUCAUGGAAGCAGUGCAACCCUUCUGUAUAAGCCAGCCCACCCCUAACCUCCCUAUCAUUUAUGGGAUAAAACAUAUGCUUGUGUGAAAAUAAUCGUUUUUUGCCGAUUUGGGUAGCAAUCACCAUGGAUGAACAACCUGGAAAAAAAGGAAAAAAAAUUUCCCCAAACAAGACACGGUAUCAGGAGUUCUUUGCACUGGUUCCCUGGAUAAUUCAGAGAGCUACACUGUCAAGGAAAUCAAUAGAAAUUAUUCACCCGCUUUGAAUUAGCAAUCCUCAGAUUUCUACCGUGUAAUGACUCAUUGUUUUUUAUUUCUAUUAUCAUUUUUCCUCUAAGGGGUGUGUUGGGGGUUAUAAGGUGGAACAAAACAGGAGAGUCAGUUUUCUUUUUGUCCUUUGAAUAUGACUGCAUUACCAAGUAACAGUAGCCAAAGAUGUUCGAACAUAGCGUCAGAACUAGUUUGCAUUUUAAGUGUUGUAGAAAUCCAGACUUAGAUGCUGUGGUCCAGGUAGGUAUUCUGCAUAAAUGUGGUACAGCUGCUUCCAUUUCCCCAAGAUAACAGCUUUUCAAUACUGAAAUUUCCUGCCCUAAAAAGGUAGCGGUAGCUAAAAGUGUGUGACCUCUAGCCCCACCCCCGCAAAAAAAAAAAAAAAAAAUUAAAAAGACUUCUUAGAAAUGCAAAAAAAAAAAAAAUCACUCAAUCAAUCCUGUUGCCUAUGUGGGUUUCAUCUCAAGAGUUCUUCUCUGUAUAUAUAAACAUGUGACAUGUAACGCCCCCGACUUAGGACGCGUGAAGAAUCAAGAGUCCUUCCUUGACGACGCGAUGUCACGGAUCUAAAGUGUUGUCUCCAAUUCAUCAUUUUCUUCUAAAGCGAUUUUCCAAGCCAUUUCCUGCAAGCUAUGUUUCGUCCUCGGAAGCUGAGAACAGACAGGAGACACACGAAGGGACUGGAUAAUUGUCCCAUCGCCGCUGGUUCUGUAUAUUUGUAACGUGAAUUCCAGUGUGGGUUUCGUCUUCUGCUAGCAAUAUGUACCCUCAUGCGUCCGUCAGCCUCGUGACAUUUCAAUGAGGACACGGAGUUCAUGUUUAGUGAAUAAUUUUAGCUUUUACAGAGGAUUAUGAUCAAAAGCAAUUUAAUACAUCGUAAAGGAUAUCUUAUUUCUACAAGGAAAGAGGUUAUAGAAUCUUCAUAGAGUUCUAUGAGAAAAAAAUACACUUGCUAUCUAUAAAAAA
Messenger RNA from Heterocephalus glaber (naked mole-rat), 6292 nucleotides. RefSeq names its product neuroligin 4 X-linked (gene Nlgn4x). Gene Ontology annotation, cellular component: membrane. Gene Ontology annotation, molecular function: neurexin family protein binding. The record is from RefSeq and is a predicted model, not a curated record. Lineage: Eukaryota; Metazoa; Chordata; Mammalia; Rodentia; Bathyergidae.